Molecule: messenger RNA, 2767 nt
Organism: Schistosoma turkestanicum
Lineage: Eukaryota; Metazoa; Platyhelminthes; Trematoda; Strigeidida; Schistosomatidae
Source: the annotation of a GenBank genome assembly
CGGAAAGCGCGGUCAAGUCUGAAGAACUAUUUGUAUUUCUUUGUCGAAUGAAUUAAUUCUGUGAUUAUUGGUCUUUCAAAAGUGAUUAAUAAUAUUUAACAUUAUGGAUGGAAAUCCAAGUACACUUUCUAUCUUAUCAGAUAAGUAUAUAUUUGUAAAUCCAAAUGAAGAUCAAUUUGUACGUAUUAAAAAUUGUUUGGAUAUAGAAUUAGAAAAUGGACAAGGUGAAUGCUUUUUAGAAUUAGGAAUCGGUGAUGGACAAUGUCCUGGACUAACUCCACAAGAAAUGAAUCAAUCGGUAUGUACAGCUGAACGUCUUGCUGAUUGUUUAGCAUCACAUUUAAUUCAUUUACGUGAUCGUUGGAUAACAGCUGGACCACAAUCUUCAACAACAACCACAGUACAAACAACAUCAAGUGUAAACACCACUACAACACCGAAACUAUCCACUACUAAUAACAAUACUCAAAGUAGUAGUCCACGUCGAAAUAACUCCGGUGGUCAUUCAUCAACAACACGAAAAGAUUCAAUACAUGUAGAUAAUGAAAGUGAAUCAGCAAAAAACACUGAUGAUAGUAAUAAUAAGAAUAAAGAAUUAUCGAAACGAAAUGCAUCAGAAAUAAAUAUGACUACUACUACUACAACUAGUACUACUACUACUCCUGUUAUGAGUAGUAAUAGUAGUUUAGUGAAAGAAUAUCUUCUUCGACGAAAAACAGCUUCCGAUGAUUUUGUCGAUGUUCGUGUGGCCGUUGUAGGCAAUGUGGAUGCAGGCAAAUCCACUCUACUUGGUGUAUUAACUCAUGGGGAAUUAGACAAUGGUCGUGGUUUAGCUCGUCUACGUUUAUUACGUCAUAAACAUGAAGCUGAAUCAGGACGUACUAGUUCAGUUGCACAUGAUAUUUUAGGUUUUAAUUCUGUUGGUCAAGUUGUCAAUAAACCAAUGCAUGGUCAUUUAAAUUGGUCAGAAAUAUGUGAAGCAUCAGCGAAAGUCAUCACAUUUAUUGAUUUAGCCGGUCAUGAACGUUAUUUAAAAACAACCAUAUUCGGUAUGACUGGUCAUGCACCGGAUUAUGUUAUGUUUAUGGUCGGUGCUAAUGCUGGUGUCAUUGGUAUGGCUAAAGAGCAUUUAGGCUUAGCGUUAGCCUUAUGCGUACCAGUGUUUGUGGUAGUCACAAAAAUUGACAUGUGUCCAUCGAAUGUACUACAAGAAACAAUGAAUUUGUUAGUUCGUAUACUGAAAUCACCUGGUUGUCGAAAAAUUCCAGUGUUAAUAUCAUCAACUGAUGAUGUAAUCUGUUGUGCAACAAAUUUCACUUCAGAACGUAUGUGUCCAAUAUUCUCUGUAUCCAAUGUGAAUGGUACAAAUUUAGAUUUAUUAAAAUUAUUUCUUAACUUAUUACCAUCACGUUCUGAGCCGCGAUUGAAUGAAUUAGCUCAUUUUCAAAUUGAUGAGAUAUUUUCUGUACAAGGUGUUGGUACUAUUAUUUCGGGUACAUGUUUGUCGGGUGUCAUUAAACUAAAUGACAUCUUAUUACUUGGACCGGAUUUAUCUGGACAAUUUAAUUUAAUUUCAAUUAAAAGUAUACAACGUAAACGUUUAUCAGUGAAUUAUGUACGUGGUGGACAGACUGCAUCGUUCGCAUUGAAAAAACUACGACGUAAUCAAGUUCGUACCGUUAAAGAAUUAGUUCCGUAUACCGCGUCAAUUCAACAAAAUCCACGUACACGAUUAUAUAAAAAAUAUGUUUCUAGUCCUAUUAUACGCAUACGAAACAUGACCGGUACCGUUAAAGAAUUAGUUCCGUAUACCGCGUCAAUUCAACAAAAUCCACGUACACGAUUAUAUAAAAAAUAUGUUACUAGUAGUAGUAAUAAAUCAAAUCAACCAAUCAAUAACAUUAAUAAUACUAAUACAGGAUUGGAUGAAAAUAAAACAUCACUUCCUAAAUCAACUACUGAAUAUGCAAGUACAACAACUACGAGUACUACUAGUCAAUCAGCAGAUACUACUACUGAAUUACUGAACACACCUGUUUCAGAAUUAUUAAGUACUACUACUAAUAAUAAUAAUAGUAGUAGCAGUCAUAAUACAUCAACUAGUUCACGACAACGUAGACAACAUCAUCAUCAUCAUCAUCGGACACGUACCGUUAAAGAAUUAGUUCCGUAUACCGCGUCAAUUCAACAAAAUCCACGUACACGAUUAUAUAAAAAAUAUGUUACUAGUAGUAGUAAUAAAUCAAAUCAACCAAUCAAUAUCAUUAAUAAUACUAAUACAGGAUUGGAUGAAAAUAAAACAUCACUACCUAAAUCAACUACUGAAUAUGCAAGUACAACAACUACGAGUACUACUAGUCAAUCAGCAGAUACUACUACUGAAUUACUACUGAAUACACCUGUUUCAGAAUUAUUAAGUACUACUAAUAGUAAUAAUAGUAGUAAUACUAGCAGUCAUAAUACAUCGAGUAGUUCACGACAACGUAGACAACAUCAUCAUCAUCACCGUACACGUAAAAAUAUCGCUGAAUAAAUUGAAACAACUUUUUAAAUUUUGAUGUAUUUAUUACUACUACUGUGACUACCACUACUACCGCGAACCAUCAGAAAACAAACUUGUUCAACCAAAUUGUAAUGAUUAUUGAUAUUUCAUUUCCCAACUUUUUAAUAAAUUUUUUUACUUGCCUGUGUAUUGUAAAAAAAAAACAUGUAUUUCCAUAUUCUGUUCUCCAUGAGAAAUAACAAUCUUCUCUGCCUUCUACUCUCC